This is a messenger RNA of Daphnia carinata, 1441 nucleotides long. RefSeq names its product putative E3 ubiquitin-protein ligase UBR7. Gene Ontology annotation, molecular function: zinc ion binding; ubiquitin protein ligase activity. The transcript is spliced from 7 exons. Lineage: Eukaryota; Metazoa; Arthropoda; Branchiopoda; Diplostraca; Daphniidae. Gene Ontology annotation, cellular component: cytoplasm. The record is from RefSeq and is a predicted model, not a curated record. Bases 163 to 1257 code for a protein of 364 amino acids.
CCUGACAUUGAUCAGGCAGCUUUCACAUUACUUCUCACUACAGAUAUAAGUGAUUUCAUUGUACUCUUUGCGAAUCUUGUAAAUUCCGACAUACUUCCUUAUAUUCAAAAUAUUUGAAAAGAUUGUGUAACCGACGAGCAUCUCGUUCAUCGUUCUUGUCAAAUGGCUUGCCCUGACAAUAAAGAGCCAGCCACUAGUUGUGAGGCUGGUAAACUUGUAGAUGACGAAGAAGAUAAUGGUGUCACACUUGAAGAAAUUCUAGAAGAGGAAGCCCAACUCGAAGAGGAUGCAAAUGCUGUUUUGGGUGGAUCUGAUGAUGCAAACUGCACUUAUCGUCUAGGAUAUGUCAACCGCCAAGCUCUCUAUGCUUGUGUAACUUGCAGGCAGCGUUCAGGAAAUCUGACUCAACUGGCUGGUGUUUGCUUAGCUUGCAGUUACCACUGUCAUGAUGGGCAUGAACUUAUUGAAUUGUAUACAAAAAGGAACUUUUGUUGUGACUGUGGAAAUUCAAAAUUUCCCUCCAAUAAAUGCACUUUGGCAACAGAAAAGUCAGAAUUGAAUGAGAACAACAGUUACAAUCAAAAUUUUUUGGGGAAAUACUGCACUUGCCAAAAACCAUAUCCUGAUCCCGAUGACACAAAUCCUGAUGAAAUGGUUCAAUGUAUCAUGUGUGAAGAUUGGCACCACAACAAGCAUUUGGGUAGUAGUCCGCCUCCGGAUCAAGAUUAUUCCGAGAUGAUAUGUGGCCAGUGCAUGGAGAAAUACCCUUUCCUCAAUGCCUAUCUAUUACCAGCAGAAUCGGACCAAACGUUGGUUUGCAGGCUAAGCAAACUAGAAGCUAUUGAGAAAGACCAGCUGAAAAAUGCAACGUUUUGGCCGGAAGGAUGGCGGAAUAGGCUGUGCAGAUGUGAGAAGUGUUUGGCAUUAUACGCAGAUAAAAAGAUCCAAUAUCUUACGGAUGAUCAGGACACAGUAGAGCAUUACGAACAAAAAGGCAAGAUGGCGUGUGUCAACCGACCGUCUAAUAACGAGCGACUUAUGGAAGCUCUUUCCUCAUUGGAUCGCAUCCAACAAGUCGAAGCUAUCACAGAGUACCAAAGUUUCGCGGCUGAAUUGAAAGAUUACCUGAAAACGUUUGCCGAUAACAAAAGAGUCGUUCGAGAAGAAGACAUUACGGAAUUUUUUGGUCGUUUGAAGGAGCGUAAACGACGUCGUCUUGAUGGCGAAUCAACUGGAAUGCCACACUUUUGUCGCUAGUAAUCACCCUUUCAACCGAUGCCCCAGAUCCUCCAUCUAUAUCAUUUAUCUGGAUUGACUGUGAUUCAACCUUUGUAGUAUUUUUUCUUUAAUUUGGACGCCGAUAUAAAAACAAGUUGAUUAAUCCAUAAAGUUGGGGGGGAAAACCGACGAUUGCGAACAUGUAAGUUUUUUUUCAUAUUCU